AUGCCUUUUGUUUUAAGAUGGUUAGGAAACAUGUGUUCUGCUGCACUGACUCAUGUAGAGCUUAUUCAACACUAUACAUCUGCUUCUGGACUGUGCUGGGGGCAGGGGAGCAGAAUCACAUGCCCUCAGCAAAUGCUGUACUCUUUAUUAUUAAACUGCAGUGUGGAUUACACUUCCAGUCCUAGAAAGCAACAUGUUGAUUGUUGUGAAAUAAAAAGGAAAGAACUAAAUAUUAACAACUUCCCUACUCCCCAAGCUUCAAAAGCUAUUUGUCAAGGAGUGAGUGGGGCUGCCAUUUUGAUAAAAAUAGUAAUAAUAAACGACUCAGCUCAGUAG
Podarcis lilfordi (Lilford's wall lizard) is the source of this 336-nucleotide messenger RNA. Lineage: Eukaryota; Metazoa; Chordata; Lepidosauria; Squamata; Lacertidae. The record is from the annotation of a GenBank genome assembly.